GUGGUUGUAUUUCUUUUUGUAUUUUUAUUGAGUGUGAACUUCAUUCCUUCCUGCCACAUGUGGUAUAUACUUACCAUUAUGUGCUAUGGCUGUUCAGAUUGCUUUAGCUGGGAUCAUUUUCUGAAUUCUAUUAUGAAUGCAAAAAACCAGUAACAGGAAAUGACUACUUACUAUAAGUCUUUUAACGGAACUGCAGAAAAAGUUGCUGAAAGUUUCAUAAGGCAGUGAGAACCAACGUGGAUGAAGAUGUCUAAAUCGGCACUGGCAAAAUUACUUAUGGCAAUAAUAAUCAUAUUUAUCAUUAGCAUCCCUGAAUUAUUCAAGACACUGAAAGGAAACUCGAUGAUCUUGUCUUGUAGUGAUACAUGUUCCAGUGACACUACUCACACUAGUUUAAGAUGCUUUCUGCAACAAAGUGAUCAAAAGAACUUUUUGGAAACCUUCUCAACAAACAAACAAAAUAUAUCAACCAUAAUCCUCAAUGUUUGCAUGAAUACAUCUCAUGAUCACUCACAGAGAUAUCGUUGUUAUCCAAACAAAUAUUUGGAUCCUUUUCACGAGCAUAUGAACUCAAGUGGUAGGGAAAAUCUUGAAUUGGGUGACAAAGCACAAGUGUCAUUUGAAAUAAGAGGAACAUAUCUCGUCCACCCCUAUGAAAAGCAUUAUUUCCUUCUGGUGAAUUCUAAAGAAGACAACAAGACUUCUUUCAGCUUAGAAAUACACCCACUGAAUGUCAGUGCAACAACAGACUCUUUUAAUUCUCCUUUCGUUGGUAAAGAAUUGAAAGGACAGAACGGUCACAUGAGUGUAUCUCUACAGUUUGAGCUUUAUGUGCCAUAUUACUUGGAUACUCUUGGAAUUUUUUGGCUGGUUCUUAUUUCAGCCGUCUUUGUGCUCGCUCUCUACAGUGUUGUCUACAAAAUAUUUAAAGUGAGGAAAAAGUCUGCAGCUAAAAUUUAUUUAAAUGAUAGAGGAACCACUGUGAAAAACAAAGAAGAAAACCUGUUUAAACACUACUCUCACAAAGAACACAACGUGGCUGAGGACAAAAACAGCAAAGUACAAGUGUCAAUAGGGAGGUCCCGCUCACUUUCCAUAAUCCAGGAACAAUGAAUGAGGCCAGUGCCAAGGACAAACGGACAAUGCACAAGAAACUAACCCACUAUUGUUCAAUCUGUGAGAGAUCUGUGGAUGCCAUGGGAAAACAGGGUGCAGCUGGGAAGGACUCCAAUAGCCAAAGAAAAAAGGGACAAUGAAAAAUUACACUGCAAGCUGACUGGCACCCCAAAGUUGCAAACAUACAUGCUCAGCCUCAGCAAAACAGAUGCCAUAAUGACUGACACACCUUUGAGCUUCCCUGGAAUAUUCAAAAAUCAGUUUGUAACUGCUGUGCCCACUGCAAAGACUCUGUCUUUUUCUUACCCACAACAACCUCACUGCUUAUAGUCAACUUUUUCCUGUACCUGCUGCCGGACAGCAGACUUUUGCAUGGUUGGCAUCAUCACUUCUAGUCCAUGGGCUGUGUUCCAGUGUUCUAUCACACCAGCCAACUCACCACAAUGGAUAUGCCAAUGCAUCUUCUUUAUGGAUAUUUAUUGGUAUCAUAUGACUGUCUGGUCUGCUAUUAUAAAAAAUAUCACAAGUUUUUUUUUUACAUCAUCCGGUUACAAUCUCCUUAUGUUCUUCACUCUACAGGUAUAGUCCCAUAAGAAAAAUUUUAAUAUGCUGUAAAUGGGGUAUUCUCUGCUUAAGUAACAAAGAAUACCAUCUUCCGUGUACCAACGACACAAGCAUUUCUAGAGGAGAUUGGAGUUAUGAAAGGGUGCAACAUAUGCUAUUGGUCUAACCACCUAUAGCAAUCAAUCAGCAGGAAGCAGAUAUUGUUCGACUGUUUAAUAGCAAACAACUUAUUGGAUGCUAUAAGUUACUGUACAUGGGCAACUUUAGUAAAUUUUUUUACAUAUGGGGGGCAGAUCUUUAAUUCUUUACAACCACCACCACACUUUGCAGUUACUAAAGCAGUGUAACCAGGAUUGCCACCAAAGACUGUUUGCAGUUCUUACUAUAGUAAGUGUACCUUAAACCUGAUAAACCACUUGCCAAAAUAAGUUCUCUUGUUUUUAAUUGGGAAAGUGGUAACAAGCUUGCCAUCAGAACAAGCCAGAAGUAGAACAAGAACCUCUGUUUACAAAUUUCUCUGCUGAGAUCUACUCUGUAACUAACUGCGAGAUCUAGUUUUUGGAAAUCCAUCAGAAUGCCUCAAAAUUGUAAUGCUGCUGCUAUUCUCUGUAGUUUGUGGUGCUUUGCUAUAAAAUAAUGCCUUAUACUUGAUGUUAAUUAACAAAUGCAAUUUUUUAAAAAAAAUUUAAGGUAUUUUCCAGUGGCGUAACUAGA
Xenopus laevis (African clawed frog) is the source of this 2394-nucleotide messenger RNA. RefSeq names its product transmembrane protein 156-like. The transcript is spliced from 6 exons. Bases 241 to 1113 code for a protein of 290 amino acids. NCBI's taxonomy places the organism in Eukaryota, Metazoa, Chordata, Amphibia, Anura, Pipidae. The record is from RefSeq and is a predicted model, not a curated record.